This is a messenger RNA of Impatiens glandulifera, 489 nucleotides long. RefSeq names its product predicted GPI-anchored protein 37. The coding region runs from base 1 to 489 and encodes 162 amino acids. Lineage: Eukaryota; Viridiplantae; Streptophyta; Magnoliopsida; Ericales; Balsaminaceae. The transcript is spliced from 2 exons. The record is from RefSeq and is a predicted model, not a curated record.
AUGGAGAUAGAUAAAUUACUCAAUGUUGCCGAUGCGGAAAGACUGAAUGAAGCCGAUGCGGUUGCACGUAGAUUCCAGGAUGAAGAAAAUGUAGUUGUUGAGGCUUCUAAACAACCUAUCGAUAUUGAUGAUUCCAACAAUAUGACUCUGCAAGAAAUAGCAAACCAAGAUAAUCUUGUGUUGGAAAAGAACAUCAUUUCCCAUGAAGAUGAUAAUGUUAAAAAGGGUCAAAGAAGUUCUAGAGGCGGUGGAAAUUCUAAAGGCGGUGGUAGCAGUAGAGGUGAUGUUUCAACCGACACCAGAUCGAAGAGAAAACUAACAGAUGAAGGAAGUUGCAGGCCAACCAAAAGAGGUGGAAGUCGCAGCGGUGAUCAUGGUGGUGGAAGCGGUGGAAACAGUGGUUGUGGUGGCCGUUCUCUCCCUCCAUUCCGAAACCUUCUGAGCGGUGAAGGAUUCAACUACCCAAUCGUGAAAAGGGAAGAUCAAUAA